Messenger RNA from Linum tenue, 465 nucleotides. The record is from the annotation of a GenBank genome assembly. NCBI's taxonomy places the organism in Eukaryota, Viridiplantae, Streptophyta, Magnoliopsida, Malpighiales, Linaceae.
GGGCGAAAGGGAGGUGCACUACGUAGUGUGUCUAAAUUGAAGCCUAGUUUGUAUGUGGUCUCUCCAUUCGAACGGGCAAAUCCAAGAGCUAAGAAAGCACAACCUUUGUACCGUGCUCCUCCCUUUGUUGUUCAGACACCAUUGACUCUGGAGGCAGUGAAGAUGAUUCAAUUUGCUUUUAGUAGUGAGCUUCCCGAAAGUGACAUAUUGGUUAGUGUUGGUGGCGGGGUUCUUUCCUUGUUACGUGAAGAUUUUGUCGAGCUUUUGCCAAGGACCAAAAUUUCAACAAGGAUUAUAGAAAUGACGUGUCUGUGCAAGACACUAGAAGAACGAAGUUGUGGUCGCCGUGGUGGCUUGUCUUGGUUCUUUCCACCUUCAGUUUCGGAUCGUGCGAGUCAUUGCAACGAGGAGCAAUUUAUGGCUAAGAUGCGUUCAUAUAAGAUACAUGAGCGAUACUGUAUUGGU